This is a messenger RNA of Dovyalis caffra, 258 nucleotides long. The record is from the annotation of a GenBank genome assembly. Lineage: Eukaryota; Viridiplantae; Streptophyta; Magnoliopsida; Malpighiales; Salicaceae.
AUGACCCCUCUUAGUACAACGUGGUUCGAUGAAUGUUUUGACUUGGGCAGAGAAUUAUUACACAGUAACAACUUGGCUAGGGCCAACGCGAUGGAUUGUAUCGAGAGAGAAAGAGAAAAAGACCUUUCUCGUUGUUUGAUACGAGGGCAGCCCGCAAGAUAUGUCCUUUCUUUUUCAACUAUCAAAACCUUGAUAUCUUCAUUCCCAUCGUUUGCAUCAAGAAGAGCAUACUCUCUUUCGAAGAUCGCUGAAAGGUAA